Molecule: messenger RNA, 1386 nt
Organism: Hyaloperonospora brassicae
Lineage: Eukaryota; Oomycota; Peronosporomycetes; Peronosporales; Peronosporaceae
Source: the annotation of a GenBank genome assembly
AUGGCAACAAAGACGCCGUCUCAAUUCGUCUUCCGCUAUCGCAGUAGCCGCGCCCGGCGCCACUCGCGGUCAAUGGUGCACUGGAGUUGGCUCCACGCGAUGGCCUACUCGUCUGCCGUCGUCGCAUCUAUUGUCUACAUGCACAAGCAGCUGACGAUCUAUUUCCACAGUGCUGACGCUCAGCAGGUGGACAACAAGCUGCUGUACGAUCUGUCGACAGUCGCUACCUCUGGCAUCAAGCAGCUGGACGGACUGCAUCUCGUGCUGUCGGACUUGGCGUCGACACUUCGCUGGCUGCUCGUGAUGCUGUCGCUUGCAGUCUGGCUCACCACGCUUCUCGUAUCCCGUCGGUGCCACUUGUACUCGCUGCUUUGCAUCGCGGCCACACGUCUCGGCUGCUACGUGCAUCGAUUGCGCGAGUGGAGUUGCAAGCAGCGACAUGGCGGCAAGCGCCGUCGCCAUCGCCACAAGCACAAGCAGGCGUCUUGUCUUCAUCAAUCGACAGCUUGUGUGGAGAACUGGAACGAGAUGGACGUGGAGAUCGACGAAGACGAUCUGCUGAUUGUGUCGUCGCUGUCUUCUGCGCCACGUCGCCACCGCAGUGUGGAAAAGCAAGCCAGUGACGUCGACGAACAUAGUGGACAGGGUCGCUGGUCUUCUGACGACACGGGAAGCGACAGUCUCGUUGGCUGUCGCGACACACGGGAACGAGCUGAAAAGAUCGUGCUGCAUCCACGGGAAGGUGCUCGAGGCGGACGACAUCAGAACAACCAGAUCAUCUCGAACGACUCGUACGUGAGCCGGUUGCAUUUCCAGAUCCAGUACGACCCAAUGGAGAAGGAAUACUAUCUCCAGGACCUCGGCAGCACCACGGGAACGUUUGUGUUCCUCAAGCCGGACGCACCCAAGCGUCUGCACGUGAACGACCGCGUGAAGUUGGGCGACACGGAGUUUGAAGUGUGUGCCAUCAACGAGACGAUCACGACCGGUAUGCCGUUCUUGCGCAUGCGCUUCACAGAGGGUCCACUCACUGGCAUCUGCCAGACGAUUGGCAAGACGUCCGUGACGCUCGGGCGGUACUCGAGCAACGCAUUGUGUAUCACCGAGGACGACUCGAUCUCAGGCAAGCACAGCGCGAUCUCGUACUUUGGCAAUGGGUUCUACAUCACGGACCUCCACAGCACGAACGGCACGGCCAUCCGUCUCAGCGGAAGUGGCAGGAAAAGCCGACGGCGCUAUCUGCUACAUGGUGACGUGUUUGGCGUGGGCUCGAAUCGGUUUAUGGUGGAAUACUCACACCAGUUGGCCGCCCAGCGUCGCCUGGCAAAGGUCAUCAAUGAGAGUCACGAAGACGAGGACGACCGACGUGCGGAAAGUGAGUCGUAG